This is a messenger RNA of Dendrobium catenatum, 2438 nucleotides long. Its product is annotated as pectinesterase 3-like. The record is from RefSeq and is a predicted model, not a curated record. Lineage: Eukaryota; Viridiplantae; Streptophyta; Magnoliopsida; Asparagales; Orchidaceae. Gene Ontology annotation, molecular function: pectinesterase activity; pectinesterase inhibitor activity. The coding region runs from base 200 to 1918 and encodes 572 amino acids. Gene Ontology annotation, biological process: cell wall modification. The transcript is spliced from 2 exons.
UGACUAAAAUUUUCAUCAGUUACAGCAUCCAGAAUUCCAAGUGGCGCUCUGAUUGAAGUGAAGCCCAUUAAAGUUUCAGGACCCGACCUUACUUCAGCAAGCGCACCCAACAUCCUCCUCUAGCUAUAAAUCACCCCCUCACCCACUUCAAAAAUUACUCAUCAAAUUACAAUCAGGGGAAAAAUUUUGGACCAAGAUCAUGGAUUCCCUCAAAUCCUUCAAAGGCUAUGGCAAGAUGGAUCCAGCCGAGGACCGUGAGUUCCGCCGGAAAGCCAAGACUCGCCUCAUCCUGAUCGCCGUCGCCGUCGUCCUUCUCAUCGCCAUCGUCGCUGGAGUUGCCAUCUCUGUCAUCGUCAACAAACGGAAGAGUGUAGACAACUCCUCUUCCCCUCAAUCUACCAUAUCCGCAUCAUCUUCUAUCAAAGCGAUCUGCAGCGUCACGCGCUACCCUGACUCGUGCUUCGCUAGCCUUUCCUCCGCCGUGAUCAAUUCCUCCACCGUCGCCACCGAUCCGGCUGCCCUCUUCCAGCUUUCCCUGGUGGUUGCCUCCCGUUCCAUCUCAAAGCUCUCUUCCUUCCUCUCCACACUCAAAAUCCCUACCACCGACAUUCGGCUCCAGGCGGCUGUCAAUGACUGCAAGGAGCUUCUCGGUGACGCCGUUGAUCGGUUGAAUGACUCAGCCGCUGUUUUCACAACGGCUAAGCCCGGGGAAAAGAUCUUUUCCGACAUCAAAAUCAGCGAUCUCAAGACAUGGCUCAGCUCAACAAUCACCGACCAGGAGACGUGCCUGGACAGCUUCGAGGGGACCACCGGCGGCUUUCGCGAGAAGCUGGAGGCCGCGAUGGUGAAUUCGACGCAGUUCGCGAGCAACAGCCUUGCGAUUGUGACCGGGAUAAUGGGGAUUAUGGAGAAAUUGCAUUUUCCUCACAACAGGAAGCUGUUGGCUACCACGACGCAGAGGAGGGUUUUGUUGGCCGACGAAACAGAGGCGAAUGUAACUGUAGCGAUGGAUGGAUCAGGGAAGGUGAAGAGCAUCCAGGAAGCGGUGGAUAUGGUUCCAAGGAGGAGUUUGAGGCGGUUUGUAAUCUAUAUAAAGGAGGGUGAGUAUAAGGAAAAUGUAGUUGUCGACAAGAACAAGUGGAACGUCGUCUUGGUGGGCGACGGCAUGUACAAGACGAUCAUUACAGGCAACAAGAACUUCAUUGAUGGCACUCCCACAUUCUCCACUGCAACAUUUGUUGUCACCGGAAAAGGCUUCGUCGCAAAGGACAUCGGCUUCAAGAACUCCGCCGGCGCCGAAAAGCACCAGGCCGUCGCCCUCCGCUCCGGCUCCGACCACUCCAUCUUCUACCGUUGCUCCUUCGACGCCUUCCAGGACACCCUCUACGCCCACUCCAACCGCCAGUUCUACCGCGACUGCCACAUCAUCGGGACCGUCGACUUCAUCUUCGGCAACGCCGCCGUCGUCUUCCAAAACUGCAAGAUCCUGCCGCGCCAACCGCUUCCCAAUCAGUCAAAUACCAUCACCGCCCAGGGGAGAAAUGACCCCAAUCAAAACACCGGCUUCUCGAUUCAAGGAUGCACCAUCCAACCCUACGAUGCCGUCAAUCGCCCGACGUUCCUCGGCCGUCCCUGGAAGAAUUACUCCACGACGGUGAUCAUGAAAUCGGAGAUAGGGGCAGUGAUUGACCCGACGGGUUGGAUGCCUUGGGUGUUUGGUACUGUUCCGCCGGAAACCAUCAACUAUGCUGAGUUCCAAAACACCGGCGCCGGUGCGAAUGUAGCCGGCCGGGUCACGUGGCCCGGUUACAGGCCCGCGAUUGACGCGAAUGAGGCCAGCAAGUAUGGAGUGGGCUCUUUUUUGAAUGGCCGUGAGUGGAUAUCAGAGGCUGGUGUGCAGUUCGACGCUUCGACUUGAAUAUGUAAGGAAGAAAAUAUAGCGUCCUGUGAUGUUUAUUUUCUCACACAUAUGCGUGAAAUCACGCGAUAAUUUGUUCUAUUAUUUCGUGCAACCAAAAAGAAUUUGAGUAUAUUUGUCAAAUUAAGAAUAUAAAUAACAUAUUAAAAUUACUCGAUAUAUCAAUAUUAAUUUGAUCUAGAAUUUAUUAUGGAAGUUGCUUACUCAACAAAUAUUCUCAAGUAACUUUGUCUUAUGUAAAACAUUCUUGGAUAACUGGCUGGCGAGCCAUGGGAGAACUCAUAGCUUAAAAAGAUCAAGAAAAUUGAACCUUUAUCUUUCUAUUAUCAUCUAUGAAUGCAUUUUGAUAACUUGACAUACAAUUGGCAGUAACAGAACCAAGUGUUAGUAAUACUAAAGUGAAGCCAAUACAGAUCAAGUUAGUUGGGAGCUUAAGCUACCAAUUAAGAGGUUUUAGGUUCAAGUCUUAUGUAUGUUUGAGUUUGUAACUAUCUCAAAAAAAAAAAAAAAAAAAAAAAAA